Molecule: messenger RNA, 1153 nt
Organism: Gaeumannomyces tritici R3-111a-1
Lineage: Eukaryota; Fungi; Ascomycota; Sordariomycetes; Magnaporthales; Magnaporthaceae
Product: isoflavone reductase
Exons: 1
Coding region: 5-952 (315 amino acids)
Source: RefSeq, a predicted model, not a curated record
CAAAAUGCAAAUAAAAAAUGUUACCCUCGUCGGGGCUAGCGGCCACCUCGGCGGCGCCGUCCUGGCUGCCCUAGUCGGCGCCGGCUGCUUCCGCAUCACCGUCCUCAAGCGCGAGGGCUCGACCUCGUCGUCCUCGCCGCCGUCCAGCACCGACCCCUCCGCCUUCCGCACCGUCACGGUCCCCGACGCCUGGGCCGAGGCAGACCUGACGGCGGCGCUGCGCGGCGAGGACGCCGUGGUGGCGUGCUUCUCGGUCAAGGGCGACCCGCCGCGCGCCCACCUGGCCCUCGCGUCCGCCGCCGCCGCCGCCGGCGUGGCGCGCUACAUGCCCGCCGACUGGGGCAGCGUCGACGCCCGCAGCGAGCAGGCGCGCGAGCUGGUGCCGCUCUUUUCGCGCAAGGAGGCGGUGCGCGUCCUGCUUGCAGAACUCGCGGCAAAACAGCCGUCCUUCACGUGGACCAGCAUCGUGUGCGGCCACUUCUUCGACUGGGGGCUGAGGGAGGGGUUCCUGCACGCGGACCUGGCGGCCCGAACCAUGGACGUGCUGGACGACGGCGAGAGGCGCAGCUCGCUGUCCACGCUGGCGCAGGUGGCGCGCGCCGUCGUCGCGGUGCUGCGCGAGCCCGACGCCGCGUCCAACCGCGUGCUGUUUGUGCAGAGCUUCUGCAUCAGUCAGAACCGCCUGCUGGAGUCGCUCGAGAGGGCGUCGGGCGCGCCGUGGACCCGCGUGGAGACGACGUCGGCCGAGUUUGUGGCAAAGUACGUGGCGCUCCGCGACGCCGGCAGCGUGGCCGCCAUCGAGGACCUCGUCUUCGCCCUCGGCGUCAUCGAGGGCGACUGGGAGCAGAAGGGAGAUUUCGCCAUGAAGCUGCUCGGGUUGGAGGAGGAGGAUCUCGACAGCGUCGUGAAAAAGGUUGUCGACGAGGCGGAGCAGGAGAGGGCCGCCAAAUAAGAUGGCGCUCCCGCUUGUGCCGGUCAAGUGAGAAUACAUGUGACUUGAUUAACUUGACAUCUUUGCGUGAUACACAAGCCCUCUCAUGGGCCCCCCAAAUAAACCAUGACUUUAGGCAAAGAGACCUGACUGCCACUCCCCCGCUCCCAAAAGCCGCACGAAAAUGGGCACAACUCUGAAUGGACCCCCGGUUGUGCUGGU